Molecule: messenger RNA, 4487 nt
Organism: Mangifera indica (mango)
Lineage: Eukaryota; Viridiplantae; Streptophyta; Magnoliopsida; Sapindales; Anacardiaceae
Product: probable LRR receptor-like serine/threonine-protein kinase At3g47570
Exons: 4
Coding region: 1114-4371 (1085 amino acids)
Biological process (GO): protein phosphorylation
Molecular function (GO): receptor serine/threonine kinase binding; protein kinase activity; ATP binding
Source: RefSeq, a predicted model, not a curated record
UAGUAAGUUAUUUCAAUAAAAAACCCUAACAUUUAGUUUCAGCAACAGUAUAGUGAAGAAAGCUCUCUAUACGACGCCAUUCUUUGCUUUAAUUCUUGUGGCUGUCAAGCUUCGCUCUCUAUUGCAAAUGGCCUCGGCGUUGGUUCUCAUUUCUACCUUCGGCGGACUUCGAUUAAUCGGUCAGUUGCCGCUUCUGCUGCAUCCCAGGAGGAAUCGGUGAGCUUGAGUUUAUUGAUGUUUUCGAAUUCUAUAGGAAAACAAAAGGAAAAAAGUUUUAUUGAUUACUUAUUAAAGAACAAUCUUUAAAGAUGCACAGUGUAUCACGAGAAGCAUAUGAGAUAUACUCCAAGAAAGCUUUGAUCAUAUUGCAAGAAAAUUCUGAGCAGUUGAAAAUCCAGGCUGAAUAGGCUAGACAACAGUUGACUAUUGGGAAGGAACUUAGUGAAGAGGGUAUUUUAUUGACUACAACUCAACCGACGCACUCAUAUUUGAUCAGAUUUGGGGUUAAAGAGAAACGUUUUUAAAAAAAUAGGAGAUUUUACUUAAAUGCCCUUCUUACUAUGGAAACUGUUUAAAUUAACUGCUUAUAGGUGGGAUUUUGGGUUUUCAAAACUUAAUAGGUGAGAGUUUGGGAAAACAUCAAACCUUUGAUGGGAAUAAGUCUUUUGGCCCUUUUUUUUUAUUCUGAUUAUUAUCAAAUUAAUUGGAAUUUGGGUAAAUGGCUGUAUCAAAUUGAUGGUAUUGUAGCUUGAUAAAAUUAGACUAGAUUAAUUUGUCCUUCUUUCCCGCUUAAUUAGCCUAGGUUGCUUGACUUUUGGUGUUUUCCACUUAAGUUUCAAUCACAUUGGUUGCUACAACAAAUUAGCCUAGGGAGAGAGGGCCCUAUCAUUAACUAUUGUUGGAAGGAGCAUGUUUGUGGGUUCUUGUCUAUCUUUGAGUUGUGUCUAUUGUCAGUCUCCUUGAUGGAAAAUUUGUGUAAAGACGUGAGAAGAGGGGAAGAAGGUGCAGAAAUUUAUUUAAGAAAAAAAAUUGAAAUGAAAGCAUACGGUUCACUGGCAAAAUAUAUACACAUAUAAGUUCUUAUCCCUCUUCAUACUCCUACCUCACAAUUAAAUGGGGAAUAUCUUAUCCAUCUAUUUGUUUUUGCAUUACUGUUUCAUGGCUACUUUGGCUGUGACUGCGAAAACUUUAACAACCGAUCAAUCUGCACUUCUUCAAUUCAAAGCACAUAUCACUUCUGAUCCUUACUGUGUACUGGCAUAUAACUGGUCCAUUUCUAUUCCAAUCUGUAACUGGGUUGGUAUUUCCUGUGGUGGUCACCAUGAAAGAGUCACAGUCUUGAACCUUUCAUCCAUGGAUCUCGGUGGCACCAUCUCUCCACACCUGGGCAAUCUCUCAUUCCUGGUGAAUCUCGAUCUUAGUUACAACAAUUUCCAUGGCCAUCUGCCAAAUGAACUGGGACAAUUACGCCGACUGAGAGUCUUUUCUAUCAGUAACAAUACAAUAAGUGGAGGUAUUCCGGGAUUCAUUGGUCUCUUAUCCAAACUCCAAAUCCUGAAACUUGAAUUUAAUGAUAUCUCAGGUGCCAUCCCUGAUGCUCUCUACAAUGCAACUACGCUAGAGGCCUUGUGCUCACACGACAAUAAAAUCCAAGGAAGCAUUUCACCAGAGAUUGCGAAGCUCACCAGGCUGGUAAUUUUCCGUCUGGGAAAUAACUUCCUCUCGGGCUCCAUACCUUGGAGUAGCAUCUACAACUGUUCGUCACUACAAAUGUUUCGUUUAAGCAACAAUUCUUUGUCUGGCAGUCUGCCGGAUGGUCUCUGUAAUCGUCUUCCAAAACUUGAAUGGCUAACUCUAACUGCAAAUGGACUUUCUGGCCAGCUUCCAAGAAGUUUAGGCAACUGCAGCGAGGCUGUUGCUUAUUCAUUUUCGGAGAAUAAAUUUACAGGACUCAUUCCACAAAAUAUUGGAAAUUUGAGUAAGCUUACCUUGUUGUUUCUUAAUGAAAACAACAUAGAAGGUGAAAUUCCAGAGGAGAUAGGCAAUUUGCAAAAUCUUCAAGAUCUAUUUCUAGGUCUCAAUAGCUUAAGUGGUGUAAUUCCAGCUUCAAUCUUCAAUAUUUCAACCAUAAUUAGGAUUAGUCUACUUGGGAAUAACCUUUCAGGCUAUCUACCAUCGACCAUUGGCCAUGGGGUUCCCAACUUGAACGGUCUUUUCUUAGGGGUAAAUGAACUUACUGGAACAAUCCCCACCUCCAUCACCAAUGCUUCCAAGCUCGUUAAGCUAGAUCUGUCCAUCAACGCAUUUUCUGGGCUUGUUCCAAAUACAUUAGGCAACUUGAAAUUCCUCGAAAUUCUUGAUCUUGCGGCCAAUAACUUCACCACUGAAUCACCUACUGCAGAAUGGAGCUUUCUGUCUUCUUUCACAAAUUGCAGGAAACUAAAGAAACUAUAUUUGGAUUAUAAUCCACUGUAUGGUGUCAUACCACUUUCAAUCGGCAAUUUAUCUGAAACUCUUGAGAUUUUUUCUGCAAGUAAUUGCAAGACCAAGGGCAGCAUUCCUACAGAGGUGGGUAACUUGCAUAACUUGAUGAGUUUAGAUCUUUCGGGAAAUGACUUGAACGGAUUUAUUCCAACAACGAUGGGAAAUUUGCUGAAUCUCCAAGGUCUGUGGCUAAAUAAAAAUAAUUUUUUGGGAUUCAUUCCUUACGAGCUUUGCAAAUUAUACAUGGUAGAUAAACUGCUGUUAAAUGAUAAUAUGCUUUCUGGACCAAUACCAACAUGCAUGGAGAAUUUAACUUCUCUGAGAGAUCUGCAGUUAGGCUCCAACAAAUUAAACUCUAGCAUACCCCUAUCCUUAUGGACUCUUGAGUAUAUCUUGCAGGUGAACUUGUCAUCGAAUUCUUUGAGUGGUUUUUUAUCUCCAAGUAUACAGAGUUUGAAGGUCUUGAUUGACCUAGAUUUGUCAAAAAAUCUCUUGUCAGGAAACAUUCCCACCACCCUUGGGGGCCUUCAAACUCUUGAAACUCUAUCUUUGGCAGACAAUAGAUUUGGAGGAGCCAUACCCAACACAUUUGGAGCAUUGAUAAGCUUGGUAUCCUUGGAUCUCUCUAACAAUAGUCUUUCAGGUGAAAUUCCCAAAUCAUUGGAGGCCCUCACCUAUCUCAAGAACUUCAAUGUCUCCGUAAAUAAUUUACAAGGGGAGAUUCCCAACAAAGGUCCUUUCAAAACAUUUUCUGCUCAAUCCUUUUUGUUAAAUCAUGCAUUAUGUGGUUUGCCAGGGCAAGGGGUUCCUCUUUGCAAGGUUGACGCCAUCAAAUGUUCAAAGACACUAGUAAUGAAAUACAUAUUGCCUUCAGUUCUCCCAAUUUUAGUGACAGUGAUUGCAUCCGUUGUCUUCAUAAGGUGUUAUUACAGAAGAAAACAUUCUCCAGUUGAUCGAGUUGAUUCGUUACCUUUAGCAACAUGGAGAAGAACAUCUUAUCUAGAAAUUCAACAAGCCACUGAUAAUUUCAACCAGUGCAACUUGCUUGGUAUUGGUAGCUUUGGUUCAGUAUUCAAAGGGACACUUUCAGAUGGAACUAUAGUUGCAAUAAAGGUUUUUAAUUUGCAAGAAGAGAGUGUCCUUAGAAGCUUUGAUUCUGAAUGUGAAGUAUUACGCAACAUUCGUCAUCGAAAUCUCAUCAAAGUCUUGAGCAGUUGUUGUAACAUCGAUUUUAAGGCCUUGAUUCUCGAAUUCAUGCCCAAUGGUAGUCUUGAGAUGUGGUUGUAUUCUCACAACUAUUUCCUAGAGAUGCUACAAAGGUUGAACAUAGUGAUAGAUGUUGCAUCAGCUCUUGAAUAUCUCCAUUAUGAUUAUUCAACACCAGUCAUCCAUUGUGAUUUGAAGCCUCAGAAUAUCUUAUUAGAUGAAGAUAUGGUUGCCCAUGUGAGUGAUUUCGGCAUUGUCAAGCUCUUAGAUGAAGGAGAUUCGAAAACACAAACCCUUACACUAGCAACUAUGGGGUAUAUGGCGCCAGAGUAUGGAUCAAUGGGGAUUGUGUCCACAAGAGGAGAUGUCUACAGUUUUGGGAUUUUGUUGAUGGAAACUUUCACAAGAAAAAAACCCACAGGUGAGAUGUUUGCUGGAGAAAUGAGCUUAAAGAACUUGGUAGAGACAUCAUUACCUGAUGCAGUAACUGAAGUUAUGGAUGGUAAUUUGUUAAGAGAAGAGAUUGGUUUUGGAGCCGAAGUGAAUUGCAUGUUAAGCAUCAUGAAUUUGGCUUUGAAUUGUUCCAUGGAAUCACCUGAACAGAGGAUCAAUAUGAAAGAUGCCUUGGUAAAACUCAGGAAGAUCAGAUUGCAGUUUCAGCAAAAUGUAGGAGGUCCCUAAAUAAAUGGUGUUGUGAUGUACGUUAUUUAUGCUCUUUGUUUGUUGUUUAUGAUCUUUCUAGUUGAUGAUUAUCUAUCUCGUUAAACUUUGAAUAAUGGAUUUUGAGCUCCCUUCAA